AUGACCACAGUCCGUGCCAUCAGUGCCACUCAGAAGAUUAUAGAUGGUCCCUCUGGAAAGCAGUGGCAUGAUGGCCAUGGGGCUGCCCAGAACAUCAUCCCUGCAUCCAUGGGUGCUGCCAAGGUUGUGGGCAAGCUCAUCCCAGAGCUGAGCAGGAAGCUCACUGGCAUAGUCUUCUGUGUAUCCGUUGUGGAUCUAACAUGCUACCUGGAGAAAUCUGGCAAGUAUGAUGACAUUAAGAAGGCGGUGAAGCAGAAAUUUGAGGGUCCACUAAAGGGCAUCCUGGGCUAUACUGAGGACCAGAUUGUCUCCCGUGAAUUUAACGGUAACCCCAACUCUUCCACCUUUGAUGCUAGUGCUGGCAUUGCUUUCAAUGGCAACUUUGUAAAGCUCAUUUCCUAG
Apodemus sylvaticus (European woodmouse) is the source of this 402-nucleotide messenger RNA. RefSeq names its product glyceraldehyde-3-phosphate dehydrogenase-like. Bases 1 to 402 code for a protein of 133 amino acids. Gene Ontology annotation, molecular function: oxidoreductase activity, acting on the aldehyde or oxo group of donors, NAD or NADP as acceptor. Lineage: Eukaryota; Metazoa; Chordata; Mammalia; Rodentia; Muridae. The transcript has a single exon. The record is from RefSeq and is a predicted model, not a curated record.